Molecule: messenger RNA, 2030 nt
Organism: Castor canadensis (American beaver)
Lineage: Eukaryota; Metazoa; Chordata; Mammalia; Rodentia; Castoridae
Source: RefSeq, a predicted model, not a curated record
CAGAGGGCCCUGCACACGGCUGAAUUGACUGGAGGCAGAGCUAUUCCCCAGGGAGGGACUGCCCCCUUCCCCCCACCCCAGCCUGAUAUCACCGGGGCCCCAGGGCAGUCAGGCGCUCUGCGAGCUGUCCACCCCCGGCUGCGGGGCUCGUGCAGCUGCCCUCUGGGUGCCCGGCUUGUGACAUUCUCCAAGGCCACUGGCAGAGCACGCACUCUUCUCUGAGUCCUGCAUCCCUGGACUCCUGCGAGGCCCUGAGCUGAGUACCCAACAGGAUGCCUGGCCUCCUGAACCGCAUCACAGGGGCAGCCCUGCCCCUCACUGCGUCUGAUGUCACCUCCUUCGUCAGUGGUUACGCCCUGGGGCUGACUGCCUCUCUCACCUAUGGCAACCUGGAGGCUCAGCCCUUUCAGGGACUCUUCGUGUAUCCCCUUGAUGAGUACACCACAGUGAUUGGCUUUGAGGCUGUAAUUGCUGACCGCAUCGUGACAGUACAGAUCAAAGACAAAGCCAAGCUGGAGAGCGGCCACUCGGAGGUCUCCCGUGUCCAACCUGCCACUGUCACAGGGAACAUUCUGCAAGAGGGGGUUUCCAUCACCCCUCAUUCCUGCACACCGGGAAAGGUGGCCUUGGAUGAGGAUUUGGAGCGGAUCCUGUUCGUGGUCAACCUGGGGACCAUCGCCCCCAUGGAGAACGUCACCAUCUUCAUCAGCACCUCCUCGGAGCUCCCAACGCUGCCCAGCGGGGCCGUGAGGGUCCUUCUGCCUUCUGUCUGUGCCCCCACUGUGCCUCAGUUCUGCACCAAGAGUGCUGGCUCCUCCCACCAGCAGGCUCAGAGCAAAGACCGGCACUGCUUUGGCACCCGAGCUGUGGACUCCUGGAACAGACUGUGCCUGGCGACUCUCCUGGACACUGAGGUGUCCAACCCCAUGGAGUAUGACUUCAACUUCCAGCUGGAGAUCCGAGGGCCAUGUCUGCUGGCAGGGGUGGAGAGUCCCACGCAUGAGAUCCGCGCGGAUGCUGCCCCAUCUGCCCGGUCAGCCAAAAGCAUCCUUAUCACCUUGGCCAACAAACACACUUUCGACCGGCCCGUGGAGAUCCUCGUCCACCCCAGCGAGCCCCACACGCCACAUGUCCUGAUGGAGAAAGGGGACAUGACCCUGGGAGAGUUUGACCAGCACUUGAAGGGAAGAAUGGAUUUCAUUAAAGGGACCAAGAAGGACAGCAGUGCGGAGCGGAAGACAGAAAUCAUCCGGAAACGCCUCCACAAAGACAUUCCCCACCAUUCGGUCAUCAUGCUCAACUUCUGUCCUGACCUCCAGUCUGUGCAGCCGAACUUGAGAAAGACCCAUGGGGAGUUCAUCUUCCUCAUCGACAGAAGCGGCAGCAUGAGUGGGACCAACAUCCACCGUGUCAAGGAUGCCAUGCUAGUGGUCCUUAAGAGCCUCAUGCCAGCCUGCCUCUUCAACAUCAUUGGUUUUGGGUCCACGUUUAAGACUCUCUUCCCUUCCAGCCAGACCUACAAUGAGGAGAGCUUGGCCGUGGCCUGUGAUAACAUCCAGAGAAUGCGGGCUGACAUGGGUAGCACUAACAUCCUCUCCCCUCUCAAGUGGAUCGUCAGGCAGCCAGUUCACCAGGGCCACCCACGUCUCCUCUUCCUGAUCACAGAUGGUGCCGUAGGCAACACCGGGAAGGUGCUGGAGAUACUGCGGAACCACGCCUUCUCUACCAGGUGCUAUAGCUUUGGAAUUGGACCCAAUGUCUGCCACCGACUGGUGAAAGGGCUGGCAUCUGUGUCCAAGGGUAGCGCUGAGUUCCUGGUGGAGGGAGAACGGCUGCAACCCAAGAUGGUCAAAUCCUUGAAGAAGGCCAUGGCCCCAGUCCUGAGCGAUGUGACUGUGGAGUGGGUCUUCCCAGAGACCACCGAGGUCCUGAUCUCACCAGUCAGCACCAGCUCCCUCUUCCCUGGAGAACGGCUGGUGGGAUAUGGUAUUGUGUGUGAUGCCUCCUUGUACAUCUCCAAUCCUAGAUCU